Messenger RNA from Triplophysa rosa, 1912 nucleotides. It is a transcript of the gene lg19h5orf15, whose product is annotated as linkage group 19 C5orf15 homolog. NCBI's taxonomy places the organism in Eukaryota, Metazoa, Chordata, Actinopteri, Cypriniformes, Nemacheilidae. The record is from RefSeq and is a predicted model, not a curated record. The transcript has 3 exons. Bases 27 to 914 code for a protein of 295 amino acids.
GGCUGACCAGGAUAUAAUCAUUAAAGAUGGCGGCGGUACGGAAAACACACGGAAGGUCCUCAGCUAAGAGAAUAUUCCUGGUUUUAUUGUCGCUUCAGAUCCUGUCUGUGAAAUGUCUUCCGCUGGGAACAACGGCUGUUGGAACUCAGGGCAACACUGAACCCAGGGCAACAUCUGAAAUCAAAGGCACAUCUAAGGAGAACACAUCGACCACAGAGAAUGACAGUAAUGUGGUUCAACCGGUUAAUGUGUUAAGCGCCACAGCAGCUCCUGUCAUUGCCAUCAACAUCACCAAAGCUGCAUCUCCUCCUCCUCCUACUACUGUAUUAACUGACACCCCCGGCAUAAAGACGACCACAGCAGAGCCUGAAGAUCACGCUCCACAGAAGACCACCGCUGUGCCUGCAGACAAGCCGCCCACCAUCAUCCCCACCCCUGCAGGACAUAAAACAGACACCACCGUGGAUUACAAGGCUGACAUCACUUCUCCAGGACCUGAGUCGAGCUUUCUAGAUGACACGGGUGAUGAUGUGUUUGAAAGUGAGGACGAGGAUGAAGAUGAAUUUUUGAGUGACAGUGUGACACCUCAGGGCAGCCAGGCAGAUAGGGAAAGCCUUGAUAUUUACGAAGGUCCCCCUGAGAGCCCAGAAAACAUAAAUGUACACAUCAAGGACACGACAAUCUACACGACGCAGGAUGAAGAUUCCCAUUUCUUCUUUCACCUGGUCAUCAUCGCCUUUCUAGUGGCCAUCGUGUACAUCACCUACCAUAACAAGAGAAAGAUCAUGCUGUUGGCUCAAAGUCACCGCUGGAGGGACGGGUUGUGCUCGCGAGGAGUCGAGUAUCACAGACUGGAUCAGAACGUCAAUGAGGCCAUGCCUUCACUCAAGAUGACCAACGAUUACAUCUUCUGACCAACGAAAGACUUCAGUGAAAAAACUGAUGCAGAAGCAGAAAGUUGAUUUUGUCUACGCAUGGUGUCUUAUUUAGUCAGGGAACGAGCGGCUGAGAUACAAUACUUCUGUUUCACGUUCUCUCAGAUUCUGUUGUUUGUUUGGUUUCCUGUACUGUAUUUGGUAUAAAUGCAGAUGUUUUAGAGUGGGUGAUGGGUUUAAUGCGACAUUUUUACUUUGGAAAUUUGACAUGCAAGUACAAUUGAAAAAAAAAAUACAAUUCAUUAGUUUAAAGCAAAGCAAAUGAAGGACUGUCCAUGUAAAUAUUUGUUUGCGACACACUGAAGGUUAUCACGUUGGCUUGCGGUGAAAUGGGGUAUUGUUUUUAGCUCAAAUAAAUGCAGCACAUAAACGUAAAACUAUUCACUUCACAACGUUACAGUUUAAGGUAGACUCAGCACAACGAUCACUUGUCAUAGUUUACCUCAUUGUGAUGAUGUGAGAUGUUUUCUUUCCUGCUGAUAGAAAUGAGCACCUCAGUAGUUACGUGCAAAUACGCACGCACGCUUGCACCUCAGUUCAGCAAAUAUCAUGAAGUGAAAUCUGAAUUUGCUUCGCUAUGCAGGCGUUUUGGGGGCAGUCCCUUAUAUGUUUGUGUUCUGACUUCAGUGAAGUUGUUUUGUAUUGCACACGCUGUCCAGAUGAGUAGCUUCUGUCAUUGCCAAAGUUCUGGAGUUCUUACAUUUUUCCCUUUUCGCUGCACAUGUAUGUGUUUAACUUAAGCUCUACAUUAUCAACUAUCACAGAUCAGCCAAUAUUAUCAUUUUAAUGUGAGUGCAAAGCUGCAUGAAAAGGCUUAAUGUAUCUGAGCCUUACUUUUGUCAUUUGUUGAAAUAUCAAAGCAGUUAUUCUCUUCAAGAAAGCAUAUGAAGGUUGCAUCUGUGCAUGCAGUAUAUGUGAAAAUGCCUCUUCAGUCAGUGGAAAUCUUCUUAAAUCAAUAAAGCAUACACUAUGUAAAC